UUCAUUUCCUUAUUCGUGAUUUUCAUGUUCAAGAAAGUGGGUGUUACUACGCAAAAAGUAGUACUCCGAAAUUUUAAAGAUCAGUGUAUUCUGUUUUUAAACUACUUUUAGUGACAAUUUUCAGAAGUUAAACAGAAAAUUAUCGUUGCGCUUUGUUGUAGCGUCAUUUUGGACGCAUUUGGCUUUGUUUUUACCAGGAAUAAGAUAAGAAAACUAUAAAGCCUAAGAGACUGCGCGCGAAAUGCCACUGCACCAGCUGGAUCCCAGCCUGGUGGAGAAGGCCAUCGGAUUCCACGGCUUACCGUUGCAAAAAAUCUGGGAAGGCGAACGUGGUGAAACCGAUCUGUCUCAGCUCGGAAUAACCGACCCCAAUUAUGACGUCUAUCAGUCCCGCCAGAAGACGCUCACCUUUCACGACCGCGCCAAACGAUUUAAGUUACACCAGUUUCUUGCGAAGAAGGCGGAUUUACUAUACGAUAGUUCCCUAACGGCAACUUUGGCCAAAGACCGCAACGAACGGCGGCGCCAUGGGGAUUUUCAGCAGUAUGAACAUUUUUUUAUUCCGCCGCUAGAUAUUUUCAUGGAUUCGGAUGCAAAUGAUAAAAUAACUCAUUUUUUGGAGACAACGAGACCCGGUGACGUCGUUUAUGGAAUUGUGCUGAAUCGAUCUCAUCAAGGAGUUUUGUUUAAAGUGUUAUACUCGCUAGGCAACACCUGCUGCUUCGCCAAUUCAGCAUCCAUUAAGGCGUACGUGUCCAGUAACUAUCUUGUUCCGGUAACUGAUCGGAAUGGAGCUCCACGCAACUUUGCUGCCAAUGAUUUGAUAUGCUGCGAAGUGACUGACGCACAACCUGAUUCUAGAAAAUUAAUCUGCACUAUGCAUCGCACCGUUAAUAGUCGUUCUCCAACAACAAUUAAUUAUGGACUUAUAACGGCUGAAGAUUUACCGAUGGCAUACACUUUUGCAGCAGCGAAGGAACUCAAAUCGUACGAAUACUACCUACGUAAAACUCCCUCCUUCAAUGAUCCUCGUGGGUUCGAAUGUUUGAUGCAAGAGCUUGGCCUUAGUACGACCGAGUUUUACACCAACAUGUCUGGACUCAAAGGGAAAUUUCCUCAGUCGGAUUAUGCCGGAGAGCUGCGUAAUAGUCAAGCGAGUAAAUGGGCGUUUAGAUCCGUAGCAGAAGGUAUCGAGCACUUCAAAGAAGGGCGCCACUCGGAAGCGUUUCAGUGUUUGAACAAAGCGCUCAGUAUUGAUGCGCGCAAUGUCGAAGGAUUGGUGGCACGGGGUGCCUUGUACGCCAAUAGCGGUUCUUUCAAGAAAGCCGUCGAUGAUUUUGAAAUGGCAUUGAAGAUAAAUUCUUCCCAUGCAAACGCCCGAAAGUACAUGGGAGAAACGCUGGUUGCGUUGGGCAGAAGUUACGAGGAAGAGAAUCGCAUAGAAGAAGCCAGAAAAGCUUAUCAAGAUUGUUUGAACAUUAUUCCUCAUCACGAGGAAGCACAAAAUUCGUUGGAAUUUCUCAAAACAAAAACGUUCAACAAGCAGAUUGUUGCUCCCAACGAAUUGGAGUUGCCUGCUUUGAAUAUCCCCAAGUCAUCACAUGAUCGUAGCAAGCAAUCGAACAGUAGCAACAACAACAAGCAAGAACCGGACACAUCCGGUGUCAGUGGCUCAAAGGUUCAUGACGUUUCCGAGUCCCGGAAGGACAAGAAGUCUGUCAAGAAACCGGAGAAAAAGAAACGCCACAAGAAACAGCAAAGUAGCUCCAGCGAUUCCAGUUCGAACAGUUCCGAGUCGAGUGAUUCAAGCAGCGGUUCGGAAAGCAGCAGCAGCGAUUCGUCGUCUACUACAGAUUCGUCUAAAUCAUCGCGGGCCAAGAAGCGUACCAAGCGGAGUAAAGCUGACAAAAAACUUAAGUCGCUUUCGCCGCUUAGCAAGCGUAUGUCGGCUGGUAUGGGUAACGAUACCCGCGCUUCGGAUGGACUGUUUCCGUUUGGCAAUCAAUCUUCUGCGUUGGGACAUUCGUCCUCUGGUGCGGACGAAUAUGAGCAAAAGGUACGUAAGUUUUUGGAUAUGCCACGGGAUGAAGAUGACUAUGAGGAAAAGGUUCGACGCUUCGUAGCUGAGGCCGCCAAAUACCAAAAGGAGCGUAAGGCACAGGACGAUAAAUCCAAGAAGAAAAAGAAGAAGGAAGAGAAAAAGGUUAAAAAAGAAAGCAGGAAGAAGCGCAAGUCCGAGGAAAAGAAAAAAUCUAAGAAAAAGGACAAGGAUGAUGAUGUGCUGAACAAUGAAAAGUUGAAGGAAGCAUUAAAAAUCUUUGAAAAUUUCCCCGUACUGGAUGAGCUUGGCUCAAAACUGUCGCUAUACUAUUCGAAGAAGGAAAAUGCUGCUGCCGGACCAAGUGGAAUUUCGCUUCUCUCCAAGAACUUGAAAAAGGAAAUGACGAAAGCAGACAAAGUGGUGACAAUAAAAGCACCGGAAAUGGCAAAGGAACGACCAACGAAAGAUGGAAAGUGGCGCAUGAUGUUCAACAAAGAUGAACGAUCGGUCAAGGAACCAACGGUGGUGAAAGUAGCUGUACCGAAGCAGUAUGCUUUCCCCAACGAAUCGGACGAUGAGGGUGGAACGCUAGGAGUGUUCCAAAUGCAGCAGCAUCAACAACAGUUACAGCAGAAGGCAAAUGCAAGGACAGGUCGUUAUGAGGAAAAAACUAGAAGAGUUGUAAUCACUACAGAGAAGCAAAAGCCAUCUGUUUCCCAAAUGGCCCCAGUCAAAUCUGGACCUGUCGUUCUGGACAAGUUUGGUAAUUUCCGACUGGCGAACGCCGAUGAUGCAGUUAAACCACCGGAGCCUUCCGGACCUCCACGACAGUCACGCAGCAGAUCUCGUGGUAGGCGUUAUGGCAGCUCCAGUCGAUCAAGAUCGCAAAGCGGCGGAAAACGAUCUCGUUCUGGUAGUUUUCGACGUCGUUUCAGUCGUUCAAGAUCACGCUCUUUUAGUCGUUCACGGUCCAGGUCUUACUCAAGAAGCCGUUCUCGUUCGCGUAGCUUUGAGCGUCGUCGUUUCGACCGCCGCGGUUACCACCACCGCGGUCGAGGUAACUUUUAUGAUCGACCAUACAAUCGUUUCGGAUACCAUCAUCGUGGUAAUUUCAUGAAUCGUCGCGGUGGUUUCCGAGAUUUCCGUGAUUAUAAUAAUCGUGGAUACGGGCGACCGUUCCGUGCUCGGUUCCGUGGGGGAGGUAACAAUCACAAUUACCGAUUCCAGCGUUCUUACAGCCACAGUAGAAGUGACAGUAAAUCACCGGAUCGCGUUACAAGCCCCAGUGACCGACAGCGCGACCGGUCCCGGUCACGUGAUGAUGACAAGCGGUCGGAGGAUUCCCCAAUCAUAAUCAAGGAACGUGAUACACCGCCAAAAUCGAAGGCUAAAAAGGACGACAAACCUAGUGUUGAUUCGGAACCGAGUACCACAUCUACGGGCCACGACGCUGAUAACUGGGGAGAUGAUAGAGAUCCGCCUCCACCUGGCGCUGACGAAGGAAUAUUGAUGAAGAAUUUAGGUGACUAAUAAACAUUUUUGUAGUUCUAAGUGUUCUGUAGUACGCAGAAUUAUUUCAAUAUUCAACACAUUGAUAAAUCUUGUUUGCAUACUGUGGACUUUAUGAUUCUGAUAUUUCCAAAUAUUGCACAUCAAAUAUAACAUUAGACAUUCAGGAA
Messenger RNA from Wyeomyia smithii (pitcher-plant mosquito), 3720 nucleotides. Its product is annotated as tetratricopeptide repeat protein 14. Bases 242 to 3571 code for a protein of 1109 amino acids. Gene Ontology annotation, molecular function: protein binding. The record is from RefSeq and is a predicted model, not a curated record. NCBI's taxonomy places the organism in Eukaryota, Metazoa, Arthropoda, Insecta, Diptera, Culicidae. The transcript has 11 exons.